GUUGCGGCGCGGCGGUUCCGGCAGUGCGCCUGUGCAGCCCGCGCGUCCGGAUGGAACGCGGUGGCGGCUGCGGGGCUGGAAGCGGGACGGAGGGGGCUACGCGAGGAUUCCCACUCCCCGGGAAGAUGGCCGAGUCAGGCGCCGUGCGGACUUCCCCGCCCAACCACCGACCUUCAGGCAUGGAUGGAUUUUUGAGAUCUGAUGAGAGACAAAGACUAGCUAAAGAAAGACGAGAAGAAAGAGAAAAAUGUCUUGCUGCCCGGGAGCAGCAGAUCCUGGAAAAACAGAAAAGAGCGAAACUCCAGUAUGAAAAGCAAAUUGAGGAGCGAUGGCGGAAACUGGAAGAGCAGCGGCAGCGAGAGGACCAGAAGAGGGCAGCUGUAGAGGAGAAGAGGAAGCAGAAGCUCCGGGAGGAGGAGGAGCGGCUGGAGGCGAUGAUGCGCCGGUCUCUGGAGCGCACGCAGCAACUGGAGCUGAAGAAGAAGUGCUCGUGGGGAGCUUCACUGGCCAACGGGCCUGGAGGUCGUGAUGGUGAAUCAGAAAAUACCCCACCCCCUCCUCUAGGUUUAGCAGCCAGCGCCCUCCCUCUGGACCCAGGGACCACUGCCACCACUGCCGAGUCCACCAACGCAUGUGACAAACUUUCAACAUCAACCAUGAAUUUGCCAAAGCAGACGGAACCUCCCAUGAGUAAGCGCCUGUCUUCAUCCACCGUGGCAAUAUCCUAUUCCCCAGACCGAGCUCAUCGUACAAACCUUAGUCCCAUGGAAACCUUUCUUGUUAUGCGACUCUUGACACCUACACAGGCUUCUUUAGCCAGAAGCAGAAGUGUACUCACGCUCUCUGAGCAGGCCAGUGACUCAGUAUCCCAUGCCUGUCCUCGUGUAGCUCCUGCUGGCGCUCUUAAAUCUUCUUACAAGUCUUCUCCUACUCGGAGUGCUGAGAGGAAGAAGACUCCGUCUACAUCUGGUGCGGGAGAUUCUGGGAAAGGAGCCCCUGCAGGAGCAGAGGCCUCUCCAACAGAGAAGAUGAAGAGGAGUCCUCGAACAACUUCUGUUCCCAGUGUGGGCCUUGGGUCUCCUUUGAGAAGAUGCGAAUUUCCAGGAGGCAUUUCUAAGAGGUCAUCUUCUCCAGUGACAUCCAGGGCAACAUCUAAAGUGUAUCCACAGUCUCCAAAGAAUAUGAAGCCACCAUACCCAGGGUCUCCUGUGAAGUACCGCUGUCCCACCUUUCCCAGCCAGGAAACACCCAAGAAGAAAGCAGAGAAAGAGAAGAGCAAUAAGGAAAGGGAAGGUGUCCUGGCUCAGCAGGCAGCUGGCCUGCAUGGAGAGGAAGCCCCAGAGAAGCAUGUAGUGGACAAGCAUGUCACUGAGAAGCAUCUUCUGGAUAAGCAUGUCACUGAGAAGCAUGUGGUGGACAAGCAUGUCACUGAGAAGCAUCUUCUGGACAAGCAUGUCACUGAGAAGCCUGUGGCCACAGGAGGGAAGGCUGAGAGCAGUGGAGCCUCAGGAAAACCUACAGCAGGCACCACUGAUGCAGGAGAGGCUGCGAAGAUCCUGGCUGAAAAGAGACGACAGGCCCGGCUGCAGAAGGAGCAGGAGGAGCAGGAACGACUGGAGAAGGAAGAACAGGACAGUUAUGUUCUCAAAAGGCUGGAGAGAGAGGAAUUGAAAAGAAAGGCAGAGGAAGAAAGACUUCACCUAGAAGAGGAAGCCCGUAAGCAAGAAGAGGAAAAGAAGCGUCAGGAAGAGGAAGAAAAAAGAAAGGCAGAAGAGGAGGCUAAGAGAAAGGCCAAGGAGGAGCUGUUAUUAAAAGAAGAGCAAGAAAAAGAAAAACAAGAAAAAGAAAAGCAAGAAAAAGUCAUGAUUGAAAAGCAGAAGGAAGCAGUAGAAGCAAAGGCCCAGGAGGCAGCUAAACAGAUGCGUCUAGAAAGAGAACAAAUCAUGCUGCAGAUUGAGCAGGAGCGACUGGAGAGGAAGAAGAGAAUUGAUGAAAUCAUGAAGAGAACAAGAAAGAGUGAUGUGUCUCCAGAAGUGAAGAAAGAAGACCCAAAGGUGGAGCUUCAGUCUGCUGUGUGUGUGGAAAAAAAGAUAAAACCAGUUGUCCCGAACAAAAUAGAAAUAAAUGGAUUAAACAACUGCCAGGAAGUUAAUGGUGUGGGGCGCAGUGGCCCAGAAACUUUUCCCCGAGACAUUUUCUCUAAUGGGCUUAAACCAGUUGGGGGACUUGUUCAUCUGGACACCCUUGAUGGGAAAUCAAACAGUCUGGAUGAUUCAACUGAGGAGGUUCAGUCUAUGGAUGUGAGUCCUGUUUCAAAGGAAGAGCUUAUUUCUAUCCCAGAAUUUUCACCAGUAAGUGAAAUGAUUCCUGGGGUGUCUCUGGACCAAAAUGGAACUGGUAAUGCCCGAGCUCUUCAAGAUCUCUUAGAUUUCACUGGCCCCCCCAUAUACCCCAAGCGAUCCAGUGAAAAUCUCAGCCUGGAUGACUGUAACAAAAAUCUGAUUGAAGGAUUUAACAGUCCUGGCCAAGAAAAUACUCUGAACACCUUCUGUUGACAAAUACCUCUCUUUAAUGAAAGGUGGUGUUUGGAGAACCCAUGAAGCUGCUGGUAGUCAAAUCCGAGCUGCCGGUCCUCUGAAGAAGCUUCUGUUGUCCUAAAUCCCUGGAUUCCAAAUUAUUAGAUCCAAAUGUAACUGUAUAUUCCUAGUUAGUAUGUCAAACUCAAACCCUGGCCACUCUUGGUAGAAACCUUGAAACGCUGGCCUUGUUGGGCUUUAGCAAAAUUUCAUGUUACAGAUCUAUUUAUGGGCUUCAGCGGCUGAUAAAGCGCUUCCUGUGCUACUUUAUUAUCGUAGUGCUCCUCCGAAUAACCCAGGUGGUUCUGUGUUGGAAAUUCACCUUAUAACUGUUCUUAUUCCCAAAGCUGGAGUACCUAAACAUGUAGAUGUCUUUUCCUGUAAAUAUUCUAGACGUUAACCCAGACUCUGCUUAAGCAUAUAUACUGAACUUGGGCUGUUUAUCUCCUUGUCUCUGUUUAGAAGAAGAAAUUCCAGAGGGUUUUCUCCCUUCUCUGAGGUUUCUUUGUUGGAAGUUACUAUCAAGAAGCUUUUUUUAUUAUUAAGCUUAGCCAUCUGUAAAAUGUGUUGCCCCACAUUACUCCUUGGGGAACUAAUAGAGUAAGUCUGGUUGAUUAUGGAAACAAGCAGGGCGGGAUGAUUUCUGUUCACUUACGCAUUUUCUUAUAGAUGUGGGCACCUCAGUCUGGCAAGGAUCUUGUCAUUGUUGAACCUUAAAAAAAUCUCCCAAGCCAUCAAGCGGCUUUUGGACCGAAGGAAGUUUGAAUGAAUUUUGUGUCUCAUGCACAGGUGGUUGGUUUUCAUGUUGUUGCUAUUGCUUUUCUCUUGGAUCUUCAGGUCCUUGUUUGUUUGCUCCUGUGUUUGCUCAACUCUGAUGAAGCCACACACAAAUGAAAAGUAUAGUGCUCUGGAAUAAGGAGGCCCUGAACUGGACCCAGUAUAUCACUUUAAUAGAUUUCAGUAUAAAAAUAUCCGAACGGGCGACAAAUGACACUAGAAUGUAUACUCCAUGUAUUUCAUGCACAUUUUCAGAACACAUAUAAUAAUGUGUUUUCUUAAUUUUAUUUCUUGUGGUGAAAUGUGACUUUCAGAUUAAAAUGACCUUCUCUGAAACUUAUUUUGACUUGUAUAAUAAAGCGUUUGGAAAAGAUCCAUAAUUUUGACUGAGGUUUGCAACAAGGAGAUAAAAAGAAGUCUCAAAAGUAAUCUUGUUCAUGUGCUUUUAAAACCCGCUACAGUUUAAAACUUUAUUAGUUAUGGAAACUGUGUAUGUUUGUGUAUGUGUAUAUAUUAAAUAAAAUACAUGCCUCCAGUAA
Messenger RNA from Lontra canadensis (Northern American river otter), 3892 nucleotides. It is a transcript of the gene MAP7D2, whose product is annotated as MAP7 domain containing 2. The record is from RefSeq and is a predicted model, not a curated record. NCBI's taxonomy places the organism in Eukaryota, Metazoa, Chordata, Mammalia, Carnivora, Mustelidae. The coding region runs from base 51 to 2555 and encodes 834 amino acids. Gene Ontology annotation, biological process: microtubule cytoskeleton organization. The transcript is spliced from 18 exons. Gene Ontology annotation, cellular component: microtubule cytoskeleton.